Messenger RNA from Spodoptera exigua (beet armyworm), 1896 nucleotides. The record is from the annotation of a GenBank genome assembly. Lineage: Eukaryota; Metazoa; Arthropoda; Insecta; Lepidoptera; Noctuidae.
UCGUAGAUACACGCAUGCGCGAGACGCCGGCAAAUCGAGACAUAGCCCCAGGCAGCGUAUCUAUUCGAGCUCAGUGCACCGACACCAGCACCCCAGUAUGAAGUAAUUUUUAUAUCACGUUCGAAUGUUUCGCCUCGAUUUUAAUACAAGCAGACGUUUUCAAUACAGAAAUGUGCACAGUCACGUUGUUAUAGAUAGAUAGAAAGAAACAGUAUUUGUCACUUAGUUGAGUGCUGCGAGUACAGUGCGCAAGAUGCAGGCCGGGGGGCCGGAUAGUACGGCGGUUUCUGAAGCCCCUAGCAGUGGCAGCGAGGACUCCGACUGCGAGCCUGGGCCGGAGACCGAUGCGGAUGCCGCUCUCACCGAGGAGUGGGCUCGGGAGCUGCUAGCUGGGGCGGGCGUGGUCGACCCGCAUGAGGUACAUGUGGAAUCACGGGCAGGAGUUGCUGGUGCCCUUAGCCGGGUUCUGGCUGUGACAGUCUGCUACGAGAGCAAUGGUGAGCGCAGAGCUCUACCUCUGGUCGUCAAACUGCCUCCGCGAGACCCAUUCGGCCGGUUGUUUGUUGCUGAGGCACAGUUCGACACCAGAGAGAUCCUGUUUUACACGGAGCUAGCACCAGCUCUCAACAAACUAGCAGAAGAAGCCCUAGGACCCGGAUCUGGCUUACCUGUGCCCAGAUGCGUCAAAGCAAGACUACCUGAUGAGAUCGGUGGAGACAGUGAGCUUGUAUUAGAAGAUGUCACUUCAGUUGGAUACGAAGCGGCUGAUUUUGCAGAAGGUUUAACUGAAGAACGUGCACGAUCUGCCCUUUUUGCGGCUGCAAGACUACACGCGCUUUCUCUGGCACUACGCGAUAGAGAAGGACCGUUAGACCAAAGAUUUGACUUUCUAUUUCCUUGCGAGAGAGCAGCUGCAGGAUACUUGCGCCUCGUUCGGAGGGGACUUCCACAGCUCGAAGCAUUUUUACGAGGGCGCCCUGACUGUGUCGAGGAAGCAGCUGCGGUGUCUGCUUUGAGUGCUAGGGCGCCAUCUUUACUCGGAACCCUGUUGAGACCUGCUGAGCCAGCACCACUUGCACAUGCAGAUUUUUGGAGUGGUAAUUUACUGUUUCGCGAAAGAGAAGGUGUGAGCGAAUGCAUUGCUCUAGAUUGGCAAAUGGUUUCUUUAGGAAGACCAAUGGAUGAUGUCGCAUUGUUACUUCUGUCAUCUUUGACGCCGGAGCUGAGAAGAUCAGUAGGAGAUACUUUAAUAGAAGAGUACGGAGAUCGAUUGGAAGCCGAGUGUGCGAGGUUGGGUGCUGCUUCUGCCGGAGUUACAGUGAGGCGGGGCUUGAGGCCAGAUUGGCCGCGGGCGGCUCUCAGAGCAUUGUUAUUGUGUGCGGGAAGUGUUGAUGUUGCAUUGGGAGAGCCUAGAGCUGAGCGACGACUACUGGAGGCUGUCCGGGAUCUACAUUCACAAGGCGUUCUCGCUCUGAGGCCUGAUAACGAAUCGUGAAACCUUUUAAAACGUGUGCCAAGAUCGUGCUUAGUGUUUGUUGGAAAACAAAGGUUCAUUAUUUAACGAUUCAGUCCAAUUACAUAGUAUAUCAAUGAUAUUAGUUAUAUUCAAUUAUAAUAUUAUUUUAAGCACAAACAACAAUUGAAUCAUGUGUGUAAUAACAUAGAUACUCUUUAGUUGACAAUGAUCGGAUUCGACGGAGAGUCCCACGGACCGCCAGACGCGCCGCGCGCUGGCAGCGGUGUUAAGCCUAAACAAAGACUGAAUUUACGUAUAUCUACAUCGUGCGUACACCACGUAUCGUAUCUACCGUAGAUGUUAAUUGCUCAUCGUAUCAAAAGCUAGAAAUUCAUUGCGGUCUAUUGACUAUUAUUUAAAGACAAAAUAAAUUAUUGACA